Messenger RNA from Schistocerca cancellata (South American locust), 1029 nucleotides. RefSeq names its product trophinin-like. NCBI's taxonomy places the organism in Eukaryota, Metazoa, Arthropoda, Insecta, Orthoptera, Acrididae. The transcript has a single exon. The record is from RefSeq and is a predicted model, not a curated record. The coding region runs from base 1 to 1029 and encodes 342 amino acids.
AUGAAGGCUGCCUUCGCUAGGAGUGCUGCCUUCGCAAGGAGUGCUGCCUUCGCAAGGAGUGCUGCCUUCGCAAGGAGUGCUGCCUUCGCAAGGAGUGCUGCCUUCGCAAGGAGUGCUGCCUUCGCAAGGAGUGCUGCCUUCGCAAGGAGUGCUGCCUUCGCAAGGAGUGCUGCCUUCCCAAGGAGUGCUGCCUUGGGACAGAGUGCUGCCUUCGCUAGGAGUGUUGCCUUCGUACAGAGUGCAGUCUUCGCAAGGAGUGCUGCCUUCGCAAGGUGUGCUGCCUUUGCAAGGAGUACUGCCUUCGCAAAAAGUGCUGCCUUCGCAAGGAGUGCUGCCUUCGCUAGCAGUGUUGCCUUCGCAAGGAGUGCUGCGUUCAGAAGGAGUGGUGCCUCCGCAAGGAGUGCUGCCUUCGCAAGGAGUGCUGCCUUCGCAAUGAGGGCUGCCUUUGCAGGGAGUGCUGCCUUCACAAGCGGUGGUGCGUUCGCAAGGAGUGCUGCCUUCGCAAAGAGUGCUGCCUUCGCAAGGAGUGCUGCCUUCGCAAGGAGUGCUGCCUUCGCAAUGAGGGCUGCCUUUGCUGGGAGUGCUGCCUUCGCAAUGGGUGGUGCCUUCCCAAGGAGUGCUGCCUUUGCAAGGAGUGCUGCCUUCGCAAGGAGAUAUGCCUUCGCAAGGAGUGCUGACUUCGCUAGGAGUGCUGCCCUUCUAAGGAGAGCUGCCUUCGCAAGGAGUGCUGCCUUCGCUAGGAGUGCUGCUUUCGCAAGGAGGGCUGCCUUCGCAAUGAGGGCUGCCUUUGCAGGGAGUGCUGCCUUCACAAGGGGUGGUGCGUUCGCAAGGAGUGCUGCCUUCGCAAAGAGUGCUGCCUUCGCAAGGAGUGCUGCCUUCGCAAGGAGUGCUGCCUUCCCAAGGAGUGAUGCCUUCGCAAGGAGUGCUGCCUUCGCAGGGAGUGCUUCCUUCGCAAGGGGUAAUGCCUUCGCAAGUAGUGCUGCCUUCUCAGGGAGCACUGCCUUUGCAACGAGUGCUGCCUUCCAAUGA